AUGGAUAGCUAUUUGUAUCGCUUCAAGUUCGUGCGCUUCCUUUUUCUUCUCUCAAUAUUGUUCCUUGUUUUACUCACUGCCUCUUUAUCUUCUCUGCAGCCAUUUUGUCAUGAUGAUGAGAGAUCUGCCUUGUUGCAAUUCAAGGAUAGCUUUAUAAUAAAGAAGUCUGCUUCUCUUGAUCCCUUUGGGUAUCCAAAAGGCGUUGCAUCAUGGACUCUAGAAGGAGCGAAUAGUGAUUGUUGCUCAUGGGACGGGGUUGAUUGCAAUGGGGACACAGGUCAUGUGAUUGGCCUUGACCUCAGUAGCAGCUUUCUCUACGGUUCUUUUAAUUCCAGCAAUAGCCUCUUCGGCCUUCUUCAACUUCAGAGGCUUAAUCUUGCUAAUAAUGACUUCAACGGCUCUCAAAUCCCAUAUGGAGUUGGCAAUCUUUUGAGGUUAACCUAUCUAAACCUCUCCGACUCUGUGUUUUCUGGACAAAUCCCCUCAAAGCUGUCACAUCUCACCAAACUCACUUUUCUAGAUUUGUCAUGGAACAUUCUUAUAGGCCACAUCCCUUCUUCCUUCUUUGCUAACCUGACUCAACUACGUUAUCUAUACCUUUCACAUAAUAAAUUGAGUGGGACCCUGGAGUUUGACAUGUUUCUUAAAAUCAAAAGUUUAAGUGUGCUUGAUCUAUCAUCCAACAAUUUGACAUUGCUAACCAAGGCCAAUUCAAAUGAUACUCUUCCACAGUUUCACACUCUAGGAUUGGGUUCUUGCAACUUACAAAAGUUCCCAGAUUUUUUACGCAGCCAAAACAAAUUGAGUUGGCUUGAUCUGGGAGACAACAAUCUUGAAGGCCUAGUACCUAGAUGGAUGUAUAAUGCAAGUAGAGAAUCUCUAGUGAGAAUAAGCCUUUCUAACAAUUUUCUAAAAGGCUUUGAACAAUCUCCGGUUGUUCUCCCAUGGUCUAAUCUAGCUAGUUUAUAUCUAGACAAUAACAUGCUGCAAGGAUCACUCCCCAUUCCACAACCAUCUAUCAAUACUUAUCGAGUCCAAAGGAACUUGAUAAGAGAAAUGUCACCGUUGAUUUGCAAUCUCAGUUCACUUUAUGAACUUGAUUUAUCCUAUAACAAAUUGAGUGGUAAGCUCCAUCCAUGUUUAGGAAACUUCAGUUCUCAUUUGUCAGUACUUAACCUACGAAGCAACAACUUUUGUGGCACCAUCCCAAAAACAUGGGAAAAGGGAAGCAAAUUAACGGUGAUUGAUUUAAGUGAAAACCAAUUACAAGGUCAGCUACCAAGAUCAAUGGCUAAUAGUAUGAUGCUAGAGUAUCUUAAUGUUAGUAGCAAUCAAAUCAAUGACAUAUUUCCCUUUUGGUUGGUUUGCAAUCUGCGUUCACUUGAACUACUUGAUCUUUCCUAUAACAACUUGAGUGGCAAGUUUCAUCCAUGUUUAGGAAACGUCAAUUCUACUUUGUCAAUACUUAUACUACGAGGCAACAACUUCCAAGGCACCAUCCCAAAAAUAUGGGCAGUGGGGAACAACUUAACGGUGAUUGACUUAAGUGAAAACCAAUUCCAAGGUGAGCUACCAAGAUCCAUGGCCAACUGUCUCAUGCAUGAGUUUCUUCAUGUUGGUAACAAUCAGAUCAAUGAUACCUUUCCCUUUUGGUUGGGAACUCUUUCUCGGUUGAAGGUUAUCGUCCUCCGUUCUAAUGCAUUCCGAGGUGCAAUAAAGGGUCUUGAAAUCAAUAAUACUUUCCCCGAGUUGCAUAUCCUUGAUCUCUCUCAAAAUAGUUUCUCUGGAAUUUUGCCCACAGAGUAUUUUCAACAUUGGAAUGCCAUGAAAGUUGUUGGAGGAAACAAAUUGAAUUACAUGGAGGUGAAUUCUACAGGAGAUGGGUUGGGUAGUUCUGGCCAAUGCACAAUCACAAUUACGAACAAAGGCACAAAGUUAAGUUACGAGAAAAUCCCAGAUGUGUUUAGGGUCAUUGAUUUCUCAAGCAAUAGAUUUGAAGGAGAAAUUCCAGAAGUUGUGGGGAGUCUUAAAGGACUUCAUUCGCUAAAUCUUUCCAAUAAUGCUCUCACAGGUCAUAUCCCAGCAUCUUUAGGGAACUUGACAAAUCUAGAAUCAAUGGACCUUUCCCGAAACAAGUUAUUUGGAGAGAUACCUUCACAACUAACCCAACUCUUUUCUCUUGCAUACUUCAAUGUCUCCAACAACUGUCUCACAGGACCUAUACCACGUGGAAAUCAACUCGACACGUUUCAAAAUAAUUCAUUUGGAGGUAAUACAGGAUUGUGUGGAAGCCCGCUAUCAAAAAAAUGUGGAGAUUUCAAUUACACUCUAACUCCACCUUAUCCUUUUGAAGAGAAUCAAAGCUCAGAGUCUUCAUUUGAAUUUGGGUGGAAAGUAGUUGUCAUAGGGUAUGGAUGUGGAUUUGUGAUUGGAGUUGUUAUUGGGCAAAUUGUUAUUACAAGGAAGUAUGGUUGGUUUGUGAAGAUUUUUGGAAAGAUGUAG
Messenger RNA from Corylus avellana, 2502 nucleotides. The record is from RefSeq and is a predicted model, not a curated record. NCBI's taxonomy places the organism in Eukaryota, Viridiplantae, Streptophyta, Magnoliopsida, Fagales, Betulaceae.